Messenger RNA from Drosophila takahashii, 985 nucleotides. RefSeq lists its product as uncharacterized. NCBI's taxonomy places the organism in Eukaryota, Metazoa, Arthropoda, Insecta, Diptera, Drosophilidae. The record is from RefSeq and is a predicted model, not a curated record.
AUGAGUUCUUUUGGCAAGCCUAGUGGACCGAGUGGUCGAGGUGGCAACAGCAAUUCCGGGGUCACAGUGCGAUCCAAGUUAGCGGCGCCUCCAACGACGCAGACGACGGGAACACGCAAAACUGUUCACGGCGGAGCGGGCGAUGGAGGAACCGAUGCGGCUUGGAAGCAGCCCGGCCGUCGACUUGGUCCACCUUCUCGGCUGGUCCAGCCCACCAUAGCCUCAUCGCUGAGGGCCACCGCCAACAGGCAGACGGCCAAGCAGCAGUUCGAGCAAAAGGCUGUAAAACCUGAAGGUCCACCUCCGAAGACCAUGGAAACGGAGGUCAAGAAGCAGCCCAAGCAGCGGGUCAUGACCCCAGCGGCCAAGCAGGCGGCACGGGCCCGUCUCUGGCCAACCAAACCGGUGGGAGGCGGAGGUUUCGCCUCGAAUCUGCGCAAGACUAAACCCCUGGAGGAACCCAGUCCUUUGGUGGAUUACGAGUCCAUGCUGGAGGAGGCACAGGCUGAAAAGUCCAAGCCGCAGGAGCUCCUGGAGACGGGCAUCCAGACCAACGAGGCGGAGAUCCUGGACCAUAAACUAGUCCUCGGCGGAGUAAGGAUAGUUUGCCCCUCAGCGCAGUUGGUAGAGCAAAUUGAUCGGGAGCGGAAAGAAGUGAAGGCCAAGAGGGAGCGACAGUCGACGCGCCGGUUCGCAGACUACGAACAGCAGGAGGAACUGCAUCUGGACGAGCUGAAGGAGUUCUCCCUGCGCAAUGCCGUGACCAAGCGGACGCCCAAGAAGCCGCCGCCCAUCCAGUACGCCCCCUAUGACAACCAGUACCAGAACGUCUUCAAGUCCAUGGACGAUUUCUUCAGCCGGGUGCAGUCGUCGGUGCCCAAGUCGGAGUCCGUGACCAACAUCCAGGAGCGGAUCAAGCGCAAGGAGCAGGAGCUGCUGAGCCUCUUCGACAACGUCGACCUGAACGAGUGAACCGGAAACGAAU